Molecule: messenger RNA, 1170 nt
Organism: Baudoinia panamericana UAMH 10762
Lineage: Eukaryota; Fungi; Ascomycota; Dothideomycetes; Mycosphaerellales; Teratosphaeriaceae
Exons: 1
Coding region: 1-1170 (389 amino acids)
Biological process (GO): DNA-templated transcription
Cellular component (GO): RNA polymerase II, core complex
Molecular function (GO): protein dimerization activity; DNA-directed RNA polymerase activity
Source: RefSeq, a predicted model, not a curated record
AUGGACCUCUACUCCACCAACGGCUACCUCGAUGCCGACGACUCCGGUCCGCGCGUCACCAUUCGCUCCGCCAACGACACCACCAUCUCCUUCGUCCUGCAGCACACCUCCCUCGCCCUCGCCAACUCCCUGCGCCGCACCAUCCUCGCCGAGAUCCCCACCAUCGCCAUCGACCUCGUCGAAAUCGAAUCCAACACCUCCGUCCUUCCCGACGAGUUCCUCGCCCACCGUAUGGGCCUCAUCCCGUUGAGCACACGGGAUGUGGAGGACAUGUUCUACACGCGCGACUGCGCUUGCGACGAGUUCUGCGAUAACUGUUCCGUUGUGCUGCAACUGAACGUGGCGAACCGGAAUUUGGAUCAUAAUCUCAAGGUCUUUGCACGCGAUCUUACGGUCACGAGAGUCGACGGCACACCCAUCACCGACCCACGCAGCACCGCCCAUCUCACCAACGGCGCAGCGGGACUACAUUCCCACGCCGAAGAACUCCCUCCCCGCGGCUUCCCCAUCCUAAUGGACCCCGAGCAGAAAGGUCCCCUCCUCUGCUCCCUCCGCAAAGGCCAAGACCUCAAACUCCGUUGUAUCGCGAAGAAAGGUAUUGCAAAAGAACACGCCAAAUGGGCGCCCACGGCUGCGAUAGGAUUUGAGUACGACCCGCAUAACAAACUCCGUCAUACCACACUCUGGCAUGAAGAGGAUGCGAAGAAAGAAUGGCCGGAGAGUAAGAACAGGGAGUGGGAGGAGCCACCGCAGGAGGGGCAGAACUUCGACUUCGUGGCGGAGCCGGAGCAGUUCUUUUUGAAUCUCGAGGGGACGGGCGUGAUGCCGCCAGAUGGUGUGGUGCAUGCGGGAAUCAGGACGUUGCAGCAGAAACUCGCGACUGUCAUACAGCAGUUGGCUACGACUACGGACACGGGACAUGAGAUAAAUGGUCUAGGUGGCAGAGGGGAUGCGGAUAUGGGCGGUAUGAGCCCGCCUGACGACGGUGCUGGCACUGCGUAUGGUGGGAGGAUGUCCGCAUAUGGGCAGACUGCGUAUGGUGGUGGAACUACGCCGGCAUAUGGAGGGCAGGGAACGGCAUAUGGAGGCCAGACGCCGGCGUAUGGGCAGGGCAGUGUUUAUGGUGGGGUUGGCGGUGCGACGCCUUAUGGGAGCCGGCCGGGGUACUGA